Messenger RNA from Prorocentrum cordatum, 396 nucleotides. NCBI's taxonomy places the organism in Eukaryota, Dinophyceae, Prorocentrales, Prorocentraceae. The record is from the annotation of a GenBank genome assembly.
AUGUGCAUCCACUGCAACUGUGCCCGCCCACCGCGGCCGAGGCGGAGCUCCGCCCAGCCUGCUGCGCUCCUCUCUCUCUCUCUCUCUCCAGCUCUCCGUGUGGGCGAAGGAAGCAGCAUGCUGGCUAUGACCAAGAUGUCGCGGGAUCUCGGUGCGAUGUCAAGGCUCUCUUGCUCUGCCCUGCCUGCCAGAACUGCGUGGCAAGCGCCUCCCUGGGAGGUCAGAGGUGCGGGCCUCGGGGCCUGCGCCCGGAGCCAAACAAGGCUGACCAUGACCAAGAUGUCGCAGGGUCUCGUCGACGCCGAUCUUUUUCGCGGCCCAUGCUGGCCGUCGCCGCUUCGCGAGGACAUGAUCCACGAACCGAGGGUGGCCAAACAACUAAUGCUGCUUUCCUAG